GCCACAGGCUGCCUCUCUGACAAGAUGCUUCUUCUUCCUCUCGCCCUGCUGUGCUUUUCCCUGUGCUCUGGAGCCAAGGCUGGGGAGAUCAUCGGGGGUAAAGAGUGCAGGCCGCACUCCCACCCCUACAUGGCCUUUCUGGAAAUUACCAGUUCCCUGGGUAAGCUGUCAGCUUGUGGGGGUCUCCUGAUCAGAAAGGACUUUGUGCUGACGGCAGCUCACUGUGCGGGAAGGUCUAUAACAGUCAUCCUCGGAGUCCACAACAUAAGAGAGCAAGAAGGCACAUGGCAGAUGCUCAAAGCUGAGAAGCAGUUUCCGCAUCCACAAUAUGAAAACGUAACCUUUCUCAACGACAUCAUGUUACUAAAGCUGGAGAAGAAAGCCAACCUGACCCUGGCUGUGAGCACGGCCCCCCUGGCAGCCGAAUUUGACUUCAUUUCCCCCAAGAGAACAUGCCAGGUGGCCGGCUGGGGGAGAACAGAAGUGAAUGGGCAUGCUUCCGACACCCUGCAGGAAGUGAAGCUACGACUCAUGGGCCCCCAGGACUGCAUGCAGUACAGGGCUUUUGAUAACAAUCUCCAACUCUGUGUGGGCAACUCCAGGAAAACUAAGAAUGUAUUUAAGGGCGACUCAGGAGGCCCUCUAAUGUGUGCUGGGGUAGCCCAGGGUGUCGUGUCCUAUGUACGGCUGGAUGGCAAGCCCCCUGCUGUCUUCACCCGCAUCUCCCAUUACCGAGCCUGGAUCAAUAAGAUCCUUAAGGAGAAUCAACCCAGGAGCCUGGACCAGCCCAGAGGAACCUGAAUCUGACCCUGAGCAGGUUUUCUGCACAUGCACAUCAGAGUUAGCCAUCUGACCUUUAAAUGAAAUGCUGCCACAUCCCUAAGCUUCAAAAAGAUUUCUCCACAGAGAUGCUUCCUAAAUGUCAAUAAAGACCCAGCUUCAUAUUUGAA
Molecule: messenger RNA, 950 nt
Organism: Erinaceus europaeus (western European hedgehog)
Lineage: Eukaryota; Metazoa; Chordata; Mammalia; Eulipotyphla; Erinaceidae
Product: chymase-like
Exons: 5
Coding region: 25-801 (258 amino acids)
Biological process (GO): proteolysis
Cellular component (GO): intracellular membrane-bounded organelle; cytoplasm
Molecular function (GO): serine-type endopeptidase activity
Source: RefSeq, a predicted model, not a curated record